Molecule: messenger RNA, 5787 nt
Organism: Antechinus flavipes (yellow-footed antechinus)
Lineage: Eukaryota; Metazoa; Chordata; Mammalia; Dasyuromorphia; Dasyuridae
Gene: LMNTD1
Product: lamin tail domain containing 1
Exons: 11
Coding region: 76-1245 (389 amino acids)
Cellular component (GO): cytoplasm; nuclear envelope
Source: RefSeq, a predicted model, not a curated record
GGCAGACUUUCAAUUUCCAAAUCUUUACCACCACAAAAAGCUUCCAUAAAUGAAACAUAAGAUCUUCCAAUCAGGAUGAAAAAGGAAAAAUCGCCUCAGAAACAUGCUACAAUUCUAAAAAAUAAAGUACACUUACAAAGUGAAGUGCAUGAUCUUGGAAGUCAGCCAAACAAAGAAUAUCGAAGUGAAGAAAAAGGUUUACACAGCGCAAAUCUGCAGCAACAAUCUCCAGUCCACUUUUUACCAUUUUCAUCAGACAUGUCUCUGAAAAGCUAUGUAUCCAGCUCUCUAAGUUCAGAAUGGUCUACACCUUCAUUUACACAAAAAUCUCCUAAAUCGUCUUCAACAGAUUUUUCCAAAACUGACAACAUAGAUGCUGGCAGCCUUUCUGAGCUUAUACUCCAGGAGACCCAUUUUGCUGUCGGUACAUCUCAGUCCCACAUGUUAGGAGAAGGGGAGGACUACUUUCACUCUUUGUUCUUCAACUCAAAGAGACACCUCACAACUUCUGGAUUGUCUCCAGAUGACUCCGACACAUCUAAUUCCAAUGCUCUUGGAGACAUUAAAAUAGUUGAAGUGAGUGGUUUGUUCGUGAAGAUAAUUAACUCUUCUCCUGACAAAGAACUGACAAUUGGAGAUCAUAUUCUCCAACAAAAUGUCAAUGGCCGCGUAGUCUCUUUUUACAGAUUCCACCCAAAUAUUAGACUGCCAGCCAAUGCUGCAAUAACUGUUUGGGCAGCAGCAUCUAAGGUAAAGCAUCAACCACCAUCAGAUUUUCUUUGGAAGGAACAGGACAAGUUUAGAACAAGUACCAACUGUACAACCAUCCUGUGUAAACCUAAUGGUGAAGCUAUUGCUUGGUAUUCUCCUAUCCAUUGGAAGCGAGCUUGGGAGAGAUUUGAUUCUGACCAAAAAUCUUCCAGAAGUCCACUGAUAAUAUCGUCUAAAGAACAAAUGAAUCAGGAAAUACCAUCUGCAGCAAUCAAAGCAAAACGAGAACAAGAAACUGCAUCAAUGCUGGAGGAACAAGUUCGAGUUUUUCUAAAGAGAGAAAAAGAAAUCCCACCAAGUCUUUUCCCCAAUCGUAGCCCAUGGGGUCUCAGUCAGAGCUGUAUUGUACAUCCCAACUACACAUUGUUUGGACCACUUACCGUGGGCAAUGAUGGGACCACUGUAUGCAGACAGUCUGUGUCACAAUCAGCUAUACUUGACUUAAAAGCAGGAGGAAAACAACCUUAUCAUUAGAAGUCUCUUUAAAACCUAUUGUGGAACUGGACAUUCUGUAGCAGCCUCAGGAGGAGGAAAUUCAAAUCUAGUGAACAAUAAGAUACCACAAUGUGCUGUGCUCAACCUUCAUCAUUUAAGAGACAAAGUCAGCAGCUAGCAAGAAGGUGGUUCUUUUUUGAAAAAGAAUAAUUUCUUAUAUAACUUUGGAUCCCCUGCACCCUGGGGUGUUCAGUGCUGACCAAUAUAUUUAUGCUUUGAUUUCAUUUAUGGAAAAUUGCAGCUGAAGUAUAUGCUUCUUAGAGCAUCUUACCAUUUGCUACCUCAAAUAGCACUUUUCCAAACUAGUUUCUACACAGAACAGUUUUGUCCUUGAUGAUACUCCAUUGUCAUAAAUCAAUAAAUGUUGGUCUGGGAGUAUCCAGUAUCUGGGGUAAAGGAGGGCAGAGACAGGAAAAUCUGGCAACCAAAUAAAUGGGCAAGCAAUAUGAAGGACAUGCAUUAUAUCUAGUUCAAAGAGAAAACUUUGAGACUCAAAAGAGUAAGUGGAGAAUGUGUCUGUGUCUGUGGUGUGAGUGGGGGGUGGUAAGGAAAGAGUCAGAGACAGAGAAAAAGAGGGAGAAAAGGAGAGAGAAGAGAGAAAUAGAAGGAGAGAAAUAGAAACACAGAAGAGACAGAGAAGAAAGAAGAGAGGAGAAUUUCAAGAAGGGAUAGUGGAAAUGUAGGGAAAUAAAGAUAUUCAGAGAAUGAAGAAAAAGUUCAAUCCUUUGUGCUUAUAUAGAGUGAUAGUCCAGUAACAAAUAUCCUUGUUGGAUCCUGAAGUGGCCCCACACCUAGCCAGCCUUCAUUAAAGUAAAAAUUCUCUUAUAGAAUCUCACUUUAGAGCAGGUACAAAGCCAAAAUACUAAUAAUGAUAAGAAUUAACACUGAUAGAGCAUUUCAAUGUUUGCAAAGUGAUAUAGAUGAUUGGAUGGAUAGAUGGAUGGAUGGAUGGAUAGCAAUUACUUUGGAAAGUAGGUACUAUCUAUUUUACACAUGAGGAAACUAAGACAUUGAAAUAGCUAUCAAAAUAUAUACGAUCUCAUGACUGAAGAGUCUUUAAUUUCUCUAUCUACAAGGGUUUCUAAUUACAAUAAUGACAAGAUCCUGAAGUGACAGUAAGAUAGGAGUAGAUGGGCCAGAUAUCCAGGAAUCUUUGAAAUAUUCCAUAGGGAAAAUUAAAAGAUGGAGAUUAAGCAGUCCUAAGCAGCCUUCAAGAAGAAUUUGGUACCUUUUUGUUGUAAAACUACCCAAUUGUGAGGGGGAGCUAAGAUGUUAGAGUAAAAAUAGGAACUCAUCUCUUCCUCCAAGCUGCCUCAAAUUCCUUUAAAUAAUGACUCUAAACUUUUUUAAGAGAACAUACAGAAACAUGGAGUAGAACGUUAUAAAGCUGGCGACAACUUAGAAAGUCAGCGAGAAAGUCUGUGACAGAAGGGUGAGAGUGCAGUGUGCAGUUCUGAUGCAGGCUACAUUUAUACAGCCCCAGCCUUAUCCCCAACUCUGGCCCCUGUGCCAACAAAGCAGGCCUAGGGACUUCUGAAUAAGUGGCAGUACUGGUGGUCCUACUUUAUCAAAGAGUUAAAAGCUAAAUAAUAGGCUAAGAAAACGAGCAGACAGCAGAAAAAGAUUCUGACCACAGAAAGUUACCAUGGUGACAAGCUUAAAACACAAAAAGAGUCAAAGUUCCUAAAGCCAAAGCCUCCAAGAAAAACAAGAAUUGGUCUCAGGCUAUGGGAAAACUCAAAAGGGAUUUUGAAAAUCAAGAGAAAGGAAAAAUUAGGAAGAGAAUUGAGAGGGGUGAAAAAGGAAAUUCAAAAAGCCAUAAAGAGAAGAAUGCUUUAAAAACAAAACCAGCGAAAUGGAAAAGUAGAUACAAAAGAUCACUGAGGAAAAUAAUCCCUUAAAAUUGAAUAGAAGUUAAUGAUUUUGUAAGAAAUCAGGAUGCAAUACCAAAAAAUAUUGAAAAAAUUAGAAAAUAUGAACUGUUUUAUUGGGGAAACAACUGACCUAGAAAAUAGAUCCAGAAGAGAAAAUUAUUGAUCUAUCUAAAAGUCAUUUAAAAAGAGCCUGUGCUUUAUCUUUCAAGAAAUUAUCAAGAAAAAAAUGUCCUGAUAUUCUAGAAUAUAAAAGGAAAGAAUCCCCAAUCACCACCUAAAAGAUCUCAAAAUGAAAACUCUCAGGAAUUUUGUAGCCAAAUUCCAGAACUCUUGGAUCAAGGAGAAAAUAUUGCAAGCAUCCAGAAAGAAACAAUUCUAAUGGAGCCACACUCAGAAUAGCACAAGACUUAGUAUCUUCUAUAUUAAAAGAUCAAAGGGUGUGAUUUGUGAUAUUCUGAACAGUGAAGCUAGCUGCACAAUCAAGAAUCACCUAUCCAGCAAAACUGAGAAUAAUCCUUAAGGGGAAAGAGUAGACAUUCACCGAAAGAGGAUUUUCAAGCAUUUAUAAUGAUUGGAGCUGAAUAGAAAAUUUGAUUUUCAAAUAUAGGACUCAGGAGAAGCCUAAGAAGAUGAUCAGGAAAAUGAUAUAAGGGACUUCAUACAAUUUAUCUGUUUACAUGGGGAGGAUAUUUGUACCUCAUUAAAACUGUUAUUAUGGUAGAAAGGAUAUAUAGACAGAGGGCACAAGUGUGUUUAAUAUGAAAUGGGUAAUUUUAAAAAUGGGAAGUUAAGGGAUGAGAUGUACUAGGAGAAAGAGAAAGGGAGAAGUGGAAAGGUAUAAAUUAUCUACCAUAAAAAGCAAGAAAAAGCUUUUACAGUGGAGGGAAAGGAAAGAAGGAAGUGAGUGUACUUUCAUCAGAAUUGGUUCAGAAGAAAUAACAUACAUACCUUUCAGGAAAGUACAACUGGAAUUGGGAGAGGAGGGUGAUAGAAGAGAGGGCAUAUUAAGGGGGGGGGGGGAGUGGCAGAGUGGCCAGUAAAAAAAAUUUUUUUUACACUGAGGCAAUUGGGAUUAACACUAUUUGCCUACAAUCACACAGCUAGGAAGUAUUGUGUCUGAGGCCCGAUUUGAACUCAGAUCCUCCUGACUUCAGGGCUAGUACUCUAUCCACUGCAUCAACUAUAGCUGCCCCACAAAACACUUUUGAGAAGGGAUUGUGUGAAAGAGAGACAAUAGAAUAAAUGGGGGAAUAUAGUAAUAGUAAUUGUAAAAAAAAUUUUUGAAGCAAGUUUUCUCUAAGGCCUUAUUUCUCAUAGAUUGAACCAAGUCAAAUUUAUAAAUAAGAGCCAUACCCCAAUUGAUAAAUAAUAAAAAAAAAUAUGAAUUAUUCCCCAAAGGCUAUAAAACCAUACAUAUCCUUUGACUUACAAACAUUAACUGGGUAUGAAUCCCAAAUUUAGAAAAUUGGAAAAUGACCUAUAUACAAACCUCCUUCCCCAAAACCAGCUCUCAGAGCAAAAAUAAAAAAAAAAUAGAAAUUGAGGGGAUGACCAUCAAUUCAGUAAUGAUUUAAUUAUGCAAUGUGAUUAUGAUGGAAUAUUUUAUGUGAAAUGAUGACCAGGAUACACUCAGAAAAAUCUGGAAAGACACAAGAACUCAAGCAAAGUGAAAUAUACUGUGUACAAAGAGCAAUGUUCUGGGAUGAUCAGCUGUGAAUGACUUUGCUAUUAGCACAACAAUAAUCCACGACUACUAUGAAGGACUUAAUAAUGAAAAAUCCUACCCAUACCCAGAAAAAAAACUAUCUAAAUAGAAAUUCAAACAUACUCUUAAACUUGAUUUUUCUUAAGGUUUCAAGGAGGACGAGAGUUUUUUCUUUCACGUGAUUUUUAUGGAAAUGUUUUGCAUAACUUCACAUGUACUUUGUUAAUAGGGGUUAAGGGGGGAUAAGGAAAAGAGUCUAGAACUCAAAGUUUUUUAAAUAGAAAAAAUGUUAAAUGUAACUGGGGAAAAUAAAAAUAUUAAACAUUUUUUUAAAAACUACACAAUUGUGAUGAUACUCUUGGACCACAGAAAACUCACCAUGUUAUUUUUCCCAUCUGUAGCCUGGUGAUAAAUAUUUUUAUUUGCUGAGGAAGAAAGUAUUUAUGUAACUGUUGGUGUCAAAACAAAUUAAUUUUCUAAAACUGAAUCACUUAAACUUAUCACUUCUUAGCUGUGUAACCCUGGGCAAGUUACUUAACCCCAAUUGGCUCAGCAAAAAAAACAAAAAACCUGAAUUUAUAAACUUAUAAACCUAUUUUUAUAGGUUUUCCUGUAUUUCCCAGAGUUGGGUGAUUUUAAAGACAUGCACAUAAUUUCAUGAUUUAGACAUGAUAAAAUAAAAAUGAAUCUAAACACAGGUCCCAUGAUGAACUGUUCCAAAAUGGCAACAAACCUUGAAGUAUCUAAAUUUUAGGAAAGAUGUUAAAGUUAGAGAUUUUCCAGACCACCAUCCCUUGCUAUUAAUAGAAGAGGUUAUUUCAUGUUGCUUUAAUUUAGCCAUUUGGAUAAGUUUUUAAAUUGCUGUAAUAGCCUCAUUUAUGCUUUUAUUUUUUGCUUAUGUAUUUAUAUUUUAUGCUUAUAUUUAUGCAUAAUGGGCAAAAA